AGUAAAGGAAGUUCUUCGGAAACUUUCAGCUGAGGAGUAGGGAACUUUUUCUCCCCUAGAAGUUGUGCGAGUUCCGUCGAUAUCAGAAAACGGGGAACGGUUGCUAAUCGGGGGGAAAGAACUUCGAAAGUUUGCUCUUUUCCGUUUUUUUAUGCAAACUACAGGAGACGCAGAUUUCCCCCCUAGUCCGAGACAAAUUAUAACAUCAAGGGCGAUGCGAUGUGAGUGAGCUAUGCCUUAUAGAAAUGGACAGACUGUAUCCAAGCGAAAACAUGGCGUCUAUUUCUCCGAGUUUGGACUUUUUUCCAGUCUGCUAUUUGCACUGUGCUGCCUCGAAGCAUCAGGCUCGUUGGGAGACGGCCGAGGCUGCAGCCCUUGUCCGAACAACUGUACGUGUUCGGUUGUGGGACCCCAGAAUUCUUGUGUUGUUAAUUGUUCGAACAUUGGACUGGACCGGGGACCUGCGGCGGUGGAUCUCCCGUCUGACACAAACACUUUGGAUCUGUCCAGGAACCGCAUUUCCUCAGUAGAUGCCAAUCUCUUUGAUCGUUUGACUUCCUUGAAGGAAUUGUAUCUUCAGGGUAAUCGUAUUUCUGUUCUUCCUCGCGGGAUCUUCAGAUGUGGGACACUAUCCGUACUAGAUUUAAGCAACAACCAGAUUUCUACGUUAGAAGAAAGAAUAUGCGAUAAAUUAUUUAAUUUAACUGAAAUAAACCUGAGCUCGAACCCGUUCGUGUGCGACUGUAAGCUGUUUCGGCUGGUGAACUGGUUCCAGGAGAGGGGGGUCCAUGUGCGGCGGGCGGAGUCCAUGCAGUGCGCCCGGCCCCCGGAGCUGCGCAACCAGCCGCUGCUCAACAUCAGCCACUUCACCUGCGGGCUGAACUACGCGGCCUGCCUCCCGGACAGCCACACGGGGGUGAACGAGCUGGUGAUCUUCACCGACUUCACGCAGGGCAACUUCUCGCGCGAGAGCUGCAACGCGCACUGCUUCGCCUCGGCGCAGCGCUACGGUGGGCUGGGGGCGGAGCACGAGUGCCUGUGCAGCACCAACUCGGAGCCCAACUUCAUUAGCGAGUCGCAAUGCUCGGCGGCCUGCGCCGACCCGCAGGUGAUGAAGGAGUGCGGCUGGACGGUGGCGCGCGACGUCUUCCCCGUCGACUUCUCCGCCUCCUUCCGCGGCCCGCUCCGCUUCUCGGCGCACGCCGAGGCCGCCCUGUCCGUCAGGUCCUCCGUGCUGCCCGCCGCCCUCUCCUGGAGCUUCGGCGACCUCACGCCCCAGGUCAACACCACCCAGCCUGCCGCCCGGCACAAGUACGCCCUGCCGGGGAGCUACGAGGCCCGGGUCACCCUGUGGGCCUCCAACAAGGAGAUCACGAUUCGGGGCAAGGUGCGCGUCGCCCUGCCCCCGAUCCUGGAGCUGAAAUGCCCCGCCGUGGUGGUGGCCAACCACAGCAUCGACAUCGGGCUCGUCAACUGGGGCGGGGUGGGCGUAGCCGUGGACUGGAGGAUCCUGUUGGAUGGAAACGAGACCGCCAAAGCCACACCCCACUGCCCGCCAGAGGGUCUCCUGCACACAGACUCCGGCCACUGCUUCCAUCUGAUGCCUGCGGAGUCCAGCUGGGCGGAGGCGCGCCGACAGUGCUCCGCCCUCGGAGGGGACCUGGCUGUGGUCAGAACCGAGCCGCUCCGGGGGCUUCUCGCCCAGCGUGUCACACAGGAGCGCGGCGUGUGGCUGGGCCUGAGCGACGCUGAUAUCCCCGGCUCCCUGCAGUGGACCGACGGCUCGGAGGCCAGCGAGGGAGAGGGCGGGGCACGCGACAGGGCCACCCUCGUGCCGGGGUACGUCUGCGUGUCCCUGGACUCCGGCGGGCACACCAGCUCCCACCCCUGCACCACCACCAGGGCCUACAUCUGCGAGUUCAGACCACAAGUGCGUGUACCUGACGCAGGUGUCUUCAUGGUGGGCACUGCUGUGUUCAAUGCUCAGAGGGUCCUCUCCAGCCCCAGCGCCCAGCUCCCAGCCCCCGACGACCCUGGAGGGCCAGUGGAGCUGCUCAUGUUCCCCACCCUGGGGUUCACGCAAGACGGCCGUCUCUCCUCCCUGGAGUUUGUCACCCGGCACCUGAGCGGGAGCGUGCAGGUGCGCUUCCAGGUGUACAGACCGCAGUGCCAGGAGCUGGGCCUCAGCCUGCAGCUGCCAGGCUGCGGAGAGCUCUGCGCCCCCAUCGCCCUGUGCCAGGACCAGGAGUUCAACGACACGGCGGAGUCCUGCCCGCCGCAGCAGCAGUGGUGUCCCUUCCAAAAUCAGUGUUUGCCCCUCAGCAGCCCCUGCUCCCCCUCCUCCUGCAUCAACUGCUCGAUCGCUGACCUCCUGGAGGUUCUCCAGCCCGAGUACAGGCUGGUGAAAGAAGUCGUCUUCACCCUGCCGCCCGGGGACUCCAGACAGCAGCUGGUGCGAGAGGGGAUCACAGAUGUCCUGGUGUCCGCGGGCGACGUCAUCGCCCUCCAGCACGACGCCGGCCCGGGAGCCCUGCUCCACUGCGACUCGGACCCGUCCUCCCCCUGGAGGCAGAGCCUCUUCUCUCUCAACCAGUCCGACUGGAUCAACGGCACCGUGGACCCUGCGGGAAACGGCAGCUGGGCGGAGGACCAGGCUUGCCUCCUCAGAGUGCUGUACACGGGGCGGCGGGAGACCUCCAUCCGGGGCCGGCUCCUCCAGGAGGGGCUGCCGACCCCGGGGACGUACAGCUUCCAGGUGACAUCGGACGACCCCGGCUUCCCCAGCCAGGCGUCCUGCCCCAUCCGGGUGGUGCCUCCCCUGGGCCUCGCCGUGGUCUACCCGCCCAGCCAGAACGGCACUCUCUACUUCCGCACCAACCAGACCUUCCUGCUGGCCAGGGUGCGCUCCUCGCACGAGGCCUGGCUCGGCUGGCAGGGCGACAACCAGACCUUCCGGUUCGAGCCGUCCUGCCCGGAGAGGCUGUCCCACGUUGUGGAGGAGUGCCGGGCGGACGCGAACCAGGACGCGCGCUUCGCGUACGUCGACCUCCGGCUCGGAGACUCCCCAGCGACCGCGGUGGUGCUCACAGCUGUCAGCGAGGUGACCUCGGAUAACCUGACGGUCCAGGUGAGGGUGGAGGAGCCUCUGAGGAACCUGACAGUCCGGCCCGACCCCAACCACAGAGUGCUCAUGGGGACCAUGGUGAGCUACUCGGCGACCGUGAAGGAGGGCUCGAACCCCAGCUUCAAGUGGACCGUGGACGACAAACCCCACUUCACCUACUACAACACCGUGCUCAACGUCAUCUACCAGAACGCCGCUGUCUACAAGCUGUCUGUGACGGCGAUGAACCACGUGAGCAGCCUGACAGAGCACUACAACGUGACAGUGGACGCCAUGAUCCCCAUGGCCGACCUAACAGUGAAGGGCGUCCCGGCCAUCAUCACCCAGGGCUCAACCCUCAACCUCUCUGCAUCGAUCGUGAUCGACAUGUCUGUGGAUGCUGCCUUCCGGUGGUCCUUUGGUGAUGGCGGUUACCAGGUCUACCACUUAAAACCUCCCUACGAUAACUCUCUGUUGUUCCCUGAUCCCAAGGGCAAGCAGGUCACCUUACAGCAGAAUAUCAACUACACUUAUGAGCAGCCAGGAGAGUACACUCUCACGGUGUCCGUGUCCAACAAGAACCAGAACGUGAGCCAGAAGAUCGACAUGUUCGUGUUCAGUGUGCUGACGGUGGUGGAGAUCGAGACCGACCCCAAGCUGCUGCUGGCAGGCAGCCCCGCCGUGUUCGAGGCCCACCCAUGGCCCUCGCCGUACGGCAUCGUCUACACCUGGAGCUUCGGGGAUGGGUCCGCCCCCGUGCAGGGGCGCGAGCGCCGCGUCAACCACACGUUCACCCACAGCGGCAUCUACAAUGUGUCCGUCUCCGUCAACAACACCAUCAGCUACACGAGCACCUACGCGGAGAUGCUGGUGUCGGAGGAUAUCCGGGGCUUGACGGCGACCUCGUCUGCCCCGACGGAGCUCAGCACCCCCACGGUGGUUACUGCCCAGGUGGAGGCGGGCAACAACAUCACCUGGACCUUCGACAUGGGCGACGGGAAGGUGCUGACGGCGGCGGAGCCACGGGUGGAGCACAGGUACAUCAAGGACGGCAACUACACGGUGAACGUGACGGCAGCCAACGCCAUCAGCUCCCAGUGGACGGCGAUCCCCGUGCAGGUGUUCGUGCUGCAGGUGUUGUGGCUGGAGCCGUCGGGCUGCAUCCAGGAGCGCAGCAACGUCAGCUUCAGGGCCUUCGUGUCGGGCAACUCCUCCAUCUACGUGUACGAGUGGAGCUUCGGGGACGGGACGCCAAACGUGACCCAUCGCGGCACCCCUGGCAUCACCCAUGUGUUCUCCAGCAGCGGCGACUACCAUCUCUCUCUGCUCCUGUCCAGCCACGUGAACAAAGCCAACAUCUUUGCCUGGGUCUGCGUCCAGCCUGUAGUUACCAACGUCUCCCUGGUUCCCCUAAGCAGUUACACCCAGCUAGGGGAGGAGAGCAGGUUCACAGUCAGUGCCUUCCCGGAGUUUGAUUACACCUACCUCUGGGAUUUUGGCACCAAUGACUCGGCUGUCCAUGGAAGCAAUGAGAUGGCCUUUACCUACAGGAGCCCUGGGCAGUACCUGGUGAUGGUCACCGUCCUCAACAACAUCUCCUUCAGCAACAACACAGCCCUCAUUGAGGUGCAGGAGUCCGUUGGCCCCGUGGUCAUCCAGCACAACGGCACCAAGUCCGACAACCUGGCCCUGCACCAGCCGUACAUGUUCACGGCUUCGGCGGGCUCCUCAAAGGUGCGGUACACUUGGGAAUUUGGAGACGGGAGCGUCCUGACUGGUCACAACGUCACCCACGCGUUCAACGUCUCCGGCGUCUACAGCAUCAGCCUGACGGGGAGUAACGAGGUCAGCAGCAACAGCAGCACGCUCUCAGUGUCGGUCAUCACGCCCAUCCAAGGCCUGACGGUCAACGCCAGCCUGAUCAAUGUCCCGCUCAACACCUCGGUCCACUUCGAGGCGCACCUGGAGCAGGGGGACGGGGUGCACUACUCUUGGAUACUGUGCGACCGGUGCACCCCCAUCCCCAGCUCCCACACCAUAUUCUACACAUUCAGGUCCGUGGGGACGUUCAACAUCAUCGUCACUGCGGAGAACGACAUAGGCUCCCUGCAGGCUAGCAUCUUCAUCUUUGUUCAGAGGGAGCUGGAGGGCCUGCAGAUUGUGGCGGAAGACCUGGUGGACGGCUACAGCUUCGCCACCAACCAGGUCCUCCACCUCCAAGCUGUCCUCCGGGAAGGAACCAACAUGUCCUUUAGCUGGAACCUCCUGAAGGACCAGGAGACUGCCAUGAACUUGAGUGGGAGAACCAUAGACGUCAACUUCUCCAUGCCAGGUCCCUGCAACGUCAUCCUCAAGGCCACAAACCUGCUGGGCCAAAUUACUGUAAACAGGACCAUUGAGUUUCUUGACCCGGUGGGUAGCCUGAGCUUUGACGCAGCUCCAAACCCUGUGGCAGUCAAUAUGUCCACCAACAUGACGGUGGCUGUGAGUGGAGGUUCAGACUUGAGCUACCGCUGGUCUGCAGAUGGCCGCCCGUUAGCUGGGUUUGGUCCCGCUAUACAGCACCGGUUCGGAAAUCCUGGUCUCAAACUUGUGAGCGUGGACGUGUCCAACCAGGUGAGCUCAGAGACAAUCUCAGAGUGGAUCAGUGUACAGGAACCCAUUUCAGGAGUGACUUUCACCGCCACCGAAGUCACAGAGCAGAAUUUUGUCGCGUCUGGCACCACAGUGGUGCUGCAGGGGGAAAAUCAGGUUGGCACAAACGUCUCCUGGACCUGGUACUUUCCCAACAGCAUAAAAAUGGGCCAGCAGGUCACCUGCUUGUUUCCUGAGGCUGGGGUUUUCACCAUCACCUUAAACGCCACAAACGAUGUCAGCGCAGAGGCGGUUUCCCGGGAUUUCACCGUGCAGGACAAGAUCGAGGGGCUGGAGCUGAAAGUGGACAAGAACAUCGUGGCUGUGAGGGAGAGCGUGGAAUUCAGCAUCAACAUAUCGUCGGGGACCUCCGUGAACUUUGUGCUGUCCAUCAGCGGUGACUCCACGGCGGUGUUCCAGAACCACACCUACACCCACAAGUUCACCAGCGCCAACACCUACGUGGUCAACCUCACGGCCCACAAUCAGAUCAGCUCACAGAGGGUCAGCAUCAUGGUCAAGGUUAUGGAGCCCAUCAGCAGACUCACCAUAGUCAACUGCUGUGAGGCCGCCAUCCCGGUGGGUGUGGAGAAAACGUUUAUUGCGGAGAUACAGACUGGGGAACACGUCACUUUUCUGUGGACCUUUGACCUGCACCACGGGGCCAAGAAAACCUUUGUUGCCAAACAGGUGACCUACACCCCAGAGGAGGCUGGUCAGCUGACCAUAUACCUGGGGGCAGUUAACGCACUGGGGUGCCAGAAUGUGACCAAGGUCAUACACGUCCAGAAUAUCCUGACGUCUGUCAGCUUGGAAGCCCAGCCCCAGGACACUUUCCUCAACAAGACGGUCAGCCUGCGUGCCUCGGUGUCCCCCUCGUCCACCGCCGUCACCUACCAGUGGGACUUUGGAGACGGAACCACGAGGCAGAGUUCGGUAACACCCGGCAUCGACCACUCGUACUCGCAGCCCGGGAACUACGUGGUCCAGGUGAACGCCAGCAACCUUGUGAGCUGGGUCGUGGCGCAGAUCGGCAUCAGAAUCCGGGUUCUGGAGUGCAGGGAGCCCGAGGUGCAGCUGCACGCGGGCCCGCGGCUGUCCGUCCGCCGCUCCCAGCCCCACCUGGUGGAGGCCAGCGUGGACCUGAAGGGUUGCGUCCGGUACGGGGUGGAGUACCUCUGGGAGAUCUUCUCCAUCCCACUUCUCCCUUCGCAGAGGCAAGCCAGGAUCCCCCUCCCCGCGGAGGUGGACACGAGGAGGCUCCAGCUCUCCAUUCCCAAAAUGGCGCUGGAGCUGGGAAACUACACCUUGGUCUUCUCCCUGUCCUACAAGGGGAUCCCCUUGAGGAAGACCGCCAGUCUGCAGCUGAGCGUGGUGGCUGGGAAGCUGGUGCCCAUCAUCGAGGGCGGCACCUACAGGGUCUGGUCCAAAACCCAGGACCUACAGCUGAGCGCAGAGCAGUCCUACGACCCAAACCUGGGCCCAGACAGCCAGAAGCUCCUGACCUACCUGUGGGAGUGUAUCCACACCUCAAAGGGUCCUUCCCACUGUUCUAGCCUAAAGUUCGGCCUGGGUACCGACGGGCCAGUGUUGGGGAUCCCAGGAAGUGAACUGGAAGCAGACGUGGAGUACACCUUCCGCCUCACCAUCAGCAAGGAGGGCAUGAGCAAAGAGUCCACCACGCAGACGGUUCUGGUGCAGAGCGGGAGGAUCCCCAUGGUGUCUCUGGAGUGCGUGUCCUGCAAGGCCCAGUCCAUCUACGAGGUCAGCCAGAGCUCCUACGUCUACCUGGCCGGCACCUGCAGCAACUGCCAGGACUCUCACCGUGGGCGCUGGACAGCCAUGACCCUCAGCAACGAGUCCUUGGUGCUGGACUCCAACAGCACGACGACGGGCAACGACGGGAUGAACCUGGUCCUGCGGCAGGGGGUGCUGCGCGACGGCGACUCCUACGUCUUCAGCCUCCACGUCACCGACGACCUCAUGGACCGGGAGGGCGUGGCCUCCAUCGUGCUCCGCCACAACCUGCCCCCUACGGGCGGCUCCUGCUCCCUGCAGCCCGACGCGCCGCAGGUCAGGACCCUGGUGGACACGGUGCACUUCAACUGCACAGGCUAUGAGGACUCGGAUGACCAGGAGACGCCGCUGCUGUACAGCCUGCUGGUGACACGCUGCUCCAGGUCUCAGUGCGAGGAGUUCUGCGUGUACAAGGGCACCUGCCCCGAGCACACCACCUACCUGCCCCCCGGCUUCCGCUCCAGCGGCUACAAGGUGGCCGUGUCCGUUGUCAUAGAAGACCACCAGGGGGCGGCGAUCACUGCGCUCAACAAGUCCAUGGAGGUGGUUCUCCCAGAAGCCCCUGCAGGCUUCGACAACCUGGCCCACUGGCUGUACCACCUGACUGGCACCAAGCUGAGGGACCUACUGAAGCAGGGGGACCCCCAGCGCGUCAGAGAGCUCUGCCUGGCGAUCAUCACUGUGCUCAACGAGUAUGAGCAGAUCACGCCCACGGCGCAGGUGGCUGUGGCGGAGAGGCGUCACCGCGUGGGCGUCCGUGGCAACAUCACCCAGGCGCUGACCGCCCUGGACCUCAACACCGUCAGCGACAUCCAGCAGACCUCGGCUGCCCUGGCGCAGUGUACAGCGGUGAGUCGGGAGUUCAUCUGUGAGGAGUGUCAGAACAGCACGCUGAACAAGCUGGAGUCGAUGCUGGAGAUCCUACAGACUGACACUAAGCAGGGCACGGUCACGCCCACCGAGAUCGCAGACAACAUCCUGAGCAUUAUGGGUGAUCUGAUCCACCAGGUGAGCCAGUCGCCGUCCCAGCCGGAGGCGGAGGACAAGCUGGCCACCCUGAGCGAGCUGCACCCGCUGCGGGUGGCGGCCAAGGCCUACAACCUGUCGUCGGAGCUGAUGCGCAUCCUGAUGCUGUCGCGCGUGCUGAACGAGGAGCCGCUGGUGCUGCGCUGCACGGAGAUGACGGCCACGGGCAAGCGGGCCGACCCGCAGAGCCUGCUCUGCUACGGCGACAGCCCCGGCUGCCUCUUCUCCAUCCCCCCGGCCUUCAACAGCAGCCUGGCCGUGGUGCCCCGCGUGGUGCAGCUCCUCUCCCAGGUGGAGUCCAACCCCUUCCCCUUCAACUUCGUCAGCAACUACACCGUCUCCACUGAGGUGGCGUCCAUGGAGUUCCAGACGGAGAACGGCACCCAGAUCCCCAUCGCCAGCCUGGACAACAGCCAGGCCAUCACCGUCGCCGUGGCCAACAACAGCGGGGCCGACGCCUCCCCCGACCGGCUCCUGGCGGGGGCCGCCAACGUCAGCCACUGCAGCUCCAUCAUCGUCAAGGUCGGGACCCACAACACCAACCGCCACGCCGGCCUCCACAUCCAGCUGUCCUUCAGCCCGCUCGACGAUGGAAUCGAGGAUAUGGAGGAAGACCCCUCCAUCAGCGCCUUCCUGGACAGCUCCGCCGAGCCCAACGAGUACAACUGCUCCCAGAGGAAAAGCAUCAGUCUGAGCAUGCUCAACGGCCUGGACCACAAGCUCUACACCUUCUUCGUGUCUCCAGAGUCGCAUGACACCACGCUGGACUACUACGUGAACGUGACGACGGGCUGCAGCCCCCGCUCCCCCGGCGUGCGGCUGGAGGUGGGCGUCUUCUCCUCGCUGUGCCAGUACUUCAGCGAGAGCGACAAGCUGUGGCGCACAGACGGCAUGCUGCCGCUGGCCGAGACCACGGCCGGACGCGCCGUCUGCAGCACGCGACACCUCACCUCCUUCGCCGCCAGCCUCUUCGUCCCGCCCAACGCCGUGCAGUUCAUCCCACCGAAGCCAGUGGCGGGUCUGAGUCUGGUGGUGCUGCUGACCUGCGCGGUGGCGCUGGUGUCCUACGCCGUGGCGGCCGCCAUCCUGCACAAGCUGGACCAGGUGGACCUGCGGCGCGCCGCCGUGGUGCCGCUCUGCGGGAAGGACGGCCUCUUCAAGUACGAGGUUCAGGUGAAGACCGGAUGGGGCCGCGGAGCAGGAACCACGGCCCAUGUGGGCAUCAGCCUGUACGGCAGGGAGAGCCGCAGCGGGCACCGCCACCUGGACAGCAGCGGUGCGUUCGCCCGCAACAGCCUGGACAUCUUCCACAUCUCCACCGACACCAGCCUGGGCAGCGUGUGGAAGAUCCGCAUCUGGCACGACAACAAAGGGCUCAGCCCAGCGUGGAGGCUGCAGUAUGUCCUGGUAAAAGACCUGCAAACCGGCAGCUGCUACUACUUCCUGGUGGAGGAGUGGCUGUCCGUGGACAACGAGAGAACAGACGGCAGGGUGGAGAUAGAAGUGGAGGCCUCUGCGGAGGCGGACCUGCGGAAGAUCUCUCACCUCCUCACCUGGGAGCUGCAGCGCGCCGUGUCCGAGAGCCACAUCUGGCUGUCCCUGUGGCUGCGCCCGCCCCGCAGUCCCUUCACCCGCCUGCAGAGGGCCACCUGCUGCGCCGUGCUGCUGCACCUCGCCCUGCUGGCCAACGCCGUGUGGCACGGCACGGUGGCCGACCGAACCAGGAGCCCGAUGGCAGUGGCUAGGCUGGCGGUGGUGAGUGGGGAGACCGUGGCGGUGGGCCUGGUGAGCUGUCUGGCGGUGUACCCCCUCUAUCUGCUGGUGCUCUGUCUCUUCCGGAUGGCUCGCAGCAAGGUGUCAGUGGAGCAGCUCCCUCCUCAGGUGGAUCAGGAAUCCCUGGAGAUCGAUGACUUCCUGGAUAACUCCAUGGCGGGCAGCUCCUUUCUCAUCCUCAACGGCAUCCCUGGAGAGACAUUCUCAGAGGAGACCAAUAUAGACCUGCCCACUCCUUCUUCAAAGAGUGUUCAGAGAUGGGGCAUUCAGGAGAGGGAACGAGCAGGGAACUGGCCGGAUCUGUUGAGCGACCCAGCUCUUGUCGGGGCGGCGCUGCCCAAACUGAAGAGGGGUCAGGGCAGCCGGCAUCUCGGGGUGGACAUGGCCCUGACCCCGGAGGAGGAGGAGGCAGGGGGGUACUCACACCGGAACAAGUACUUCACCUCCUCAGAUGAGGACCUGAUCAAGCGCAUCCUGGCUGAUGGGCAGCUGCAGGUGUCCCGGCUCUGCGACCCCCAGCAGUUCUUCUCCCAGACGGACAGCGAGAUGGCCGACCUGUCCAGUAUUUUCGGAGACAAGACAGAAGUGAUCCUCUUGCAGAAACUGAACGAGCCUCUCCCUGCCGGAGCCGUGAGGAGGGAGCCACCCAAGACAGCGUUCACCUCUCGUACAGUGAUGGCGGACGUGUGCCGGCAGCGGCGGUUCCCGCCCUGGUGCGGUCAGGCGGCGCUGGUGGGCAGCUGGGCGGUGCUGGCGCUGUCCAGCGGCCUGUCGGUCUGGCUGGGCCUGGGCUUCAGCGAGCGAGUGGCCCUCAUGUGGCUCAUAUCCGCCAUCAGCAGCAUCGGGGCCUCUGUCCUAAUCCUGGAGCCGCUUAAGGUGCUGGUGGAGGCUCUGUACUUCGCCCUGGUGGUGCGGAGGCUGCGGCCGGAGGAGCAGGACGUGCUGGUGGAGAGUCCGCGCGUGGAGCACGUCAGCCAGCGGAUCCCCAGGGUCAGGCCGCCCCAGGGCUUCGCCCUCUUCCAGGCCAGAGAGGAGGCCCGCAAAGUGCGCCUGCUGCACAGCAUGCUGAAGAACUUUAUCCUGUACAUGCUGUUUCUGCUGGUGGUGCUCCUGAUAAACUACGCAGACCUGAGCCGGGACACGCAGAGACUGCAGCUGCGCAGCCAGCUGCAGCACCGCCUCCACACCGCAGAGUUCACCAACAUCAGCAGGCCUGACGAGGUGUGGGCCUGGCUGUCCCGCUCCCUGCUGCCCCUCCUGCUGGACAGACGGACUCUGAUGCAGGAGACGGGGAGCCUGCUCCUGGGGGCACCCCGACUUCGGCAGAUCCGCGCCGAACAUGCGUGUGACAGCGUGGGAUACUUCACUGCGGGCUCCUCCUGGACCGGGUGCGGACAGAUGGGACCCGCUGGGAACAGCACUCCGGGGCUGGGGUGGGCCGGGCUGGGCUCUGGCCACGCCCAGAACUGGACCGCCACACCUGCCGAUGCCAGCGGAGCGUGGCACUGGGGUCAGGUCUCCAUCUAUGACAACGGAGGCUACGUCCAGGACCUCGGAAGGUCAGUCAAGGAGUCUGAGGCUGUGAUCCAGAACCUACAGAGGCACCACUGGCUGGAGUCCUUGAGCCGGGCGCUGUUCGUGGAGUUUACCCUCUACAACACCAACACAGACCUGCUCGCGGUUGUGACCUUCCUGCUGGAGUUCCCCGCCCCCCAGGGGGCGCUGCCGAGCGUGGACCUGAAGACCUGCAGCCAACACAGGCUGAGCACCGGCCUGGACCUGCACCUGUUCCUCACGGUGGUGCUGCUGGUGUUCGUGGUGUACUUCUGCGCCCGGGAGAGCGCCGGCGUGCGCAGGGAAGGGCGCGGCUACUUCCUGCGGCCGUGGAACGUGGCGGGGCUGUGCAGCCUGGCGCUGUCCCUCAGCGCGGCGGCGCUGCACCUGAGCCGCGCCGCGCUGGCCGACCGGCAGUGGGCCUCCUACCUGCGCCGGCGCCACGGCUUCACCGACUUCUACCCGCUGGCCUUCCAGAGCCAAGCCUUCGCCCAGCUCUCCGCCCUGCUGCUCUUCCUGCUGGUGCUCAAGGCCUCCCACCAGCUGCGCUUCCUGCGGGAGUGGGCGGUGUUCGGCAGGACCCUGCGGCGCUCCGCCUGGGAGCUGGCGGCGGGCGCGGUGGCGCUGCUGGUUCUGCUGCUGGCAUACUCGCACGCCGGGCACCUGUUCUUCCACUCGGUGCUGGAGGGCUACGGCAGCGUGGGCCAGGCGUGCCUGACUCUUCUCGGCGCGGGGCGGGGCCUGCUCUCCUGGCGGCCGGCGGCGCCCACCUGCUCCGCCCCCUGCCUGGCCUACCACGGGAGCUUCGCCGUGCUGCGCCUGGCGCUGGCCUGGCUGCUGACCUCCGUCCUGCUGUGCAACUACCGGCUGGCCCGCGCCGAGCUCUACCGGCCCGCCAUCCAGUCGCAGGACUACGAGAUGGUGGAGCUCUUCCUGCGCCGCCUCAAGAUGUGGAUGGGCCUCAGCCGGGCCAAGGAGUUCCGUCACAAGGUGCGCUUUGAGGGCAUGGAGCUGCCCCCCUCCCGCUCCUCCUCCACCAGCGACUGCAAGUCCCUGUGCCUGCCGCCGCUGGACACGCCCGAGGCGCCGCCGACGCCGGACAGCGUGGACGCCGGCUCCGAGGUGUCGUGGCGGCCCACGUCCUGCAGCCCCUGCAGCCUCGGGGAGGGCCCGGCGGGCGGGGGGGCGGCGGCGUGGCGGGAGCGGGCGGAGGUGGAGGCCACGCUGCGGCGGCUGGCGCCUGCCUUCGACUCGCUGCUGCUGCAGCUGGACCGCGUCACCCAGGCCACGGAGGAGCUGUACCGCACCGAGUGCCGGCUGGAGCGGGCCCAGCGGCGGGGCCGAAGGAGGCGUGGCCAUCGGGACUCCGCUGGACGGAGGCACCACCACCAUGGUGGGGGCAAGGGGGGGCACAAGUGGGACGCCCCUGCGGACGGCGAGCCAAUCCCCUCCAGCCUGUUCCGCCACCCGGCGCACACCACCACCAUCCCCACCCGCAAGCGCAAGCCCCCGCCCCUGAAGAACAAGGUGCACCCCAACACAGACGUGCACGUCUCGGGGCACCCCAAGCCCUGA
This is a messenger RNA of Megalops cyprinoides (Indo-Pacific tarpon), 13462 nucleotides long. RefSeq names its product polycystic kidney disease 1a (gene pkd1a). Gene Ontology annotation, cellular component: membrane. The record is from RefSeq and is a predicted model, not a curated record. The coding region runs from base 233 to 13462 and encodes 4409 amino acids. Gene Ontology annotation, biological process: kidney development. NCBI's taxonomy places the organism in Eukaryota, Metazoa, Chordata, Actinopteri, Elopiformes, Megalopidae. Gene Ontology annotation, molecular function: protein binding. The transcript has 48 exons.